Molecule: messenger RNA, 1042 nt
Organism: Cuscuta campestris
Lineage: Eukaryota; Viridiplantae; Streptophyta; Magnoliopsida; Solanales; Convolvulaceae
Source: the annotation of a GenBank genome assembly
CUCACACCUUCUCUCCAAUCUCUUCUUCUUUCUUAUUUUUAAAUUUCAAAAUUCAAAUCCCUCCUCCCAAUUUUCAACAUGAAUCCUUCCGGCUCCGGCUUCGAUCCCGACAAUCUCCCCCCGAGUGAUGCCGCGAUGUUGUUCUACCAAGAGUGGGGCGAUCGACCGCCGAUAUACGAGACGCAACAAUCGGGGUACGUCGACCGAGAUUCGGUUCCGGAGACUCAACCGGAACCGUCCGGAUCGAAAAAAAGUACACGCCGGAGGAGCCACAAAGCCAAAGGCACGUUGACCGAUGCGGCACGGGCAAUCCAAAAGUGGACGCCGGAUGAGGAGUGCAUAUUGGCGUCGGCUUGGGUUGACGUCUACGAGCAUCCUAUCAUUGGUACGGAGCAAACGAAGGAUGCGAUGUGGGAUCGUAUCGAGGAGAAGUUCUUCACGGCGAUGAAGAAGGACGGCUCCUACCGAACCCGUGACCAACUCACUUCCAAAUGGAGCCACAUCAACAAAAAAGUACGAAAAUUUAUGGGAGUAUACGAGGAAUGCUCCCGGUCCCGGAGGAGCGGCAUGAACGACGCCGAUGUUCUCCGGCUUGCCACGACCCGGUAUCAAGACGACGGGAACCAAGGCAAGGUGCCCAUCGAUCUUUGGGGGAUUUUGAGUCGUUCCCCGAAGUGGCAACAACUCAACAAUCCCGACGGCGUAUCAUUCCGGAAAAGAUCCACCGUCGACGCCGAGGUUGAGGUCGACGAGACCAUCGGUUCUACCGAUCAAAUCNAUUGCCUCUGGUUCGGGAGGGUCCGCCUCUAUUUCUGCUUCUCCCCGCGACGAAAUCGGCCGGGCAAUGGUUGAACAACUUCGGGCGUUCAAUCUCCAAGAACAAGAGAGGAUGAAGCUUAAAGAGAAGGAGUUGAAGCUAAAGGAGCAGGAGGCCGAGAUGAAAGUCAUGCAAACCGACCCCGCGACGUUGUCGGAGUUUGGACGAAUUAUCUACGAGCAAAGAAUGAGAGAGAUCAAGGAGAAAUAUAAUUUUUCUUAGUUU